Molecule: messenger RNA, 431 nt
Organism: Symbiodinium necroappetens
Lineage: Eukaryota; Dinophyceae; Suessiales; Symbiodiniaceae
Source: the annotation of a GenBank genome assembly
GUGGGUACCGACACAAUCUCUGCGACAGAUCCUCUGCUGCCGGUCGGGUUCCAGACGUUUCUUCCCUACGGAAAAGGCUCGCGAUUUCCGGAUUUCCAGAGCUUCUGGUCCCGGCUGGUGCCUGAGGACAUCAUCGGCCCAGAGGCAAGGCAAGAAUAUCGGCUGGAUAUGAUGCAGAGGCCUUUGUCAGAUGAUUUCGUCAUUGACGUCAUGGCAGAGAACGCCGAUGGAAAUUCUUGGCAAGCUCUCGCCUUUGAUUGCGUCUACUCCUUCCUAGUAUCGAUCAACCAGCUCCUGCAUAAAGGCUUCAAGGAUCACGAAAUCAAGGGGGAGUUGCUUCUCAAGGAGCUGCGAAAUGUGAGCUUCACGGGAGUUUCCGGCCACAUCACCUUCAACGAGGAUGGCGAUCGCAUGGGCGAGUAUGAGCUCUU